AUGGGGGAGUGGGUGGAAGGGAUUUGGGAAUGGAAACUGGAAUGGGUUAGAGAAUUGAGGGAAAGAGAUCUCUUUCAUGUUAAUGAACUUCUUUCUUUGAUCGACAAUGUCUCUUUGACUCCAGGUAAGAUUGACGGGUGGAAGUGGAAAGCAUCCCCAAACAGUUCUUUCUCGGUCAAUUCCGCCUAUAAAGUGAUGUGCAGGGAUUCAAGAUCAAAGACACAGUCAAACAAAGGACUGGAAUUCCAAUACAUUUGGAAAGCAGCAGCUCCUCACAAGGCAAAAUUCUCGGCAUGGAGAAUUCUAAAAGAUAGAAUGGCGACUUGUGAAAACUUGAUUAGAAGACAGGUGAGUAUCCCAAAUGCGGAAUCUAUUUGUGUGUUUUGCCGAUCACAGCAGGAAGACACCAAUCAUCUGUUCUUCAUCUGCCAAAGAACCUCCGAAGCUUGGUACGACAUCCUGUCUUGGCUCGGUUUACAGGCGGUACUUCCUUCAUCAGCAAAAGAUCAUUUUCUCGCCUUCACUAGUCUUGGCAACAAGAGAGAUACAAAACUCCUCAGGAAUGUUUGGAUUUGCAUGGUGUGGUGCAUCUAG
This is a messenger RNA of Salvia miltiorrhiza (redroot sage), 594 nucleotides long. RefSeq lists its product as uncharacterized. The record is from RefSeq and is a predicted model, not a curated record. Lineage: Eukaryota; Viridiplantae; Streptophyta; Magnoliopsida; Lamiales; Lamiaceae. The transcript has a single exon. The coding region runs from base 1 to 594 and encodes 197 amino acids.